UCUCGGCCGCGCUCUGAGUCGGGUCUCCUGCCUGGUCCCUGCCUGCCCCGCGCACAGCUCGCUUCCUGCAGACUCCAGGUUGAGAGUCUGAGUUCCCCCGGGUCGGCAGCAGAGUUGUCGCCGGCUGCUUGCGGAGAUGCCUGGGAAGAAGGCGCGUAAGAACGCGCAGCCGAGCCCUCCACGGGCCCCGGGAGAGGCUGAAGUAGAGUGUGCCAUUCAAUUAAGGAGAAUUGGAGACAAACUGAGUUUCCGGCAGAAACUCCUGAAUCUGAUAUACAAACUCUUCCACUCAGGAACCUGACUGCUGCAGAAGCCUUCGAGUGAGGAGACCGUGGAAGCUGGAUUCAUCGGAUUUCAUCAGUUAGAGGAGAGACUGCCUUGUAAUGGAGAAAAAUGAGCUCUCAUUUGCUUUUGGAUGGCCUUGGAAACGAAGAUGGAAAACAUCACAGUGAAUUUCUGUUGGAGGUUUCUCCGAAGUCAUUCUUUGGGAUGUCAGAACAUUAUAAAAAACUGCUUUGUUUACUUUAAGGUGAGAAUUGAAGAGCUUUGGAAAGAUGGAAUGGUAUUUUUUGGUUUUGCUUAGACAAUUGUUCUAGUAUUUUUGCUGAAGGUUGAUACUCAGCAUACUGUAAAGAAGAGUUGAUAAAUUAUUAGAAUGUUGGCAGGGGCCAAGAAACAGAAUAUGUUCCAGAAGAAGGUGUAAUAUUUGGUUUAUAUAUAUGUUAUGUUGUUAAAAGUAAAACUUUUAUUCUGAGAACACUGAAUGUCAUAGAGAAAGCUAUUUCAUAGGUCACUACAAAAUAUAAAGUGAUUUGAUAGUUUGUUUCUUUUUACUUAAAAUGUAUUAGUUCUGUUCAGAUGACAUUUUAUUAAAUGUGUUUCUGUGGGCUUUAACUGGGAAGUGUAUAAUUUGAAAAAAAUUUGAUCAAAAUACGAGAGUGUUACUUGGUACCAGUAAAAUUCUUACAGGUUGAAUGUUAAAAGGUAGAGCACAGGGAAUUUGGAUAACCAGGAAUAAUUUUUUUUUUAAAAGUGAAUUUGACUUUUUACUGCUGUAAUUAAAACUUAGUAAAACAAAUAUCCCAAGAAAAUAUUAUAAAAAAAUGAAUGUUUCCAAAGAAGUUUCUAAAAUCUGUAAAAUGCUAUUUCCAUAUUAGUCAAUGUGUAUUUUAUAAGAAGUGAUCUUUUAAAAGAAAUU
Molecule: messenger RNA, 1198 nt
Organism: Molossus molossus (Pallas's mastiff bat)
Lineage: Eukaryota; Metazoa; Chordata; Mammalia; Chiroptera; Molossidae
Gene: PMAIP1
Product: phorbol-12-myristate-13-acetate-induced protein 1
Exons: 2
Coding region: 137-301 (54 amino acids)
Biological process (GO): release of cytochrome c from mitochondria; DNA damage response; apoptotic process
Cellular component (GO): mitochondrion
Source: RefSeq, a predicted model, not a curated record